GCGGCGCUCGGGCGUUGCGUCGGCGUCUCUUUCCUGCGGCGACGGUUCUCGGUGGUGGCGUCGGAGCCGCUGGCGGGAGCGGCGCGAACGAGUCAUGGCGACCAAGGCCGUGUGUGUGCUGAAGGGCGACGGCCCGGUCAAGGGCACCAUCCACUUCGAGCAGCAGGGAAAUGGACCUGUGACGGUGUCGGGCUCCAUUUCUGGACUCACUGAAGGCCAGCACGGGUUCCAUGUGCAUCAGUUUGGAGAUAACACACAAGGCUGUACCAGUGCAGGACCUCACUUUAAUCCUUUCGCCAAAAAGCAUGGUGGGCCAAAGGACCAAGACAGACAUGUCGGAGACCUGGGCAAUGUGACAGCAGGCAAAGACGGUGUGGCCACUGUGUCUAUCCAGGAUGCCAUGAUCACUCUCUCUGGGGAGCAUUCCAUCAUUGGCCGCACCAUGGUGGUCCAUGAAAAAGAAGAUGACUUGGGCAAAGGUGGAAAUGAAGAAAGUACAAAGACAGGAAAUGCCGGAGGUCGCUUGGCUUGUGGUGUAAUUGGAAUCGCCCAAUAAACAUUCCUUGGGACAUGGCUCUGUCCUAGUAAACUGUUAUCCUGCUCUGUAGAAAUUCCACUCAGUAACAUUAAACACUGUAACCAUCAAA
Suncus etruscus (white-toothed pygmy shrew) is the source of this 647-nucleotide messenger RNA. RefSeq names its product superoxide dismutase 1 (gene SOD1). The record is from RefSeq and is a predicted model, not a curated record. The transcript has 5 exons. Gene Ontology annotation, biological process: removal of superoxide radicals. Gene Ontology annotation, cellular component: cytosol; mitochondrion; peroxisome. Lineage: Eukaryota; Metazoa; Chordata; Mammalia; Eulipotyphla; Soricidae. The coding region runs from base 95 to 556 and encodes 153 amino acids. Gene Ontology annotation, molecular function: superoxide dismutase activity; copper ion binding.